AUGAAUUCCGAAAAAGGCAUAAAUGCAUCAAUUUGUCCAACGAUUGCAACACCUGAGCUUUUGUUGCAGCUUUUGCUUGCUGCAACAUUAACUCUUAAUUUGUUGAGUACAUGUGCCAUUAUUCAAGUGUACAUAAAGACUUGUAAACUUUGUAAAGAUUUGAGUAAUCAAAGUUAUAUUGUUCGACAAUUUAUCCUCAAGUUUAACGGUAAAAAAUUAGCAUUCAAUAAAAUUAUUUUGGGGCCUCAGCAAGUUUUGUGA
Molecule: messenger RNA, 261 nt
Organism: Clunio marinus
Lineage: Eukaryota; Metazoa; Arthropoda; Insecta; Diptera; Chironomidae
Source: the annotation of a GenBank genome assembly